CAAUCAGCAAGCAAGCGGCCGCGUGCAUCUGUGUGUGAGUCAUCGACGCCAUGGCAAGUGAGGGUGAGAUGGAGACGUUCGCCUUCAAUGCUGACAUCCAGCAGCUGAUGUCGCUGAUCAUCAACACCUUCUACUCCAACAAGGAGAUCUUCCUUCGGGAGCUCAUCUCCAACAGCAGCGACGCCCUCGACAAGAUCCGGUACGAGUCCAUCACCGACCCGGACAAGAUCAAGGAGCAGCCCAACUUCUACAUCCGCAUCAUCCCCGACAAAAGCGCCAACACACUCACCAUCGAGGACUCGGGCAUCGGCAUGACCAAAACCGACCUCAUCAACAACCUCGGUGAGUCAGUCAAAGAGGCAGGGUGUGGGAGACACGCAUGCGACGGGAGGGGGGACGGGGAGGGGGGCAAGGGUGCAUGUGUGGGUGUGGGGACACGCUGGCACGGCACACGCAUGGCAUGCGCCCACAUGCACACCUCUACGACAUGUCUCUCUGCAUGCCAUGCCAUGUGUGCGUGUGUGUGUGUGCGUGUCUCCCCUCCCUCUCAGGCACCAUUGCCCGUUCUGGGACCAAGGCAUUCAUGGAGGCCCUGACUGCCGGCACCGGUGACAUCAGCAUGAUCGGCCAGUUCGGUGUGGGUUUCUACUCUGCCUACCUGGUGGCCGACAAGGUGACGGUCAUGUCCAAGCACAACGACGACGACCAGUACAUCUGGGAGUCGUCGGCAGGCGGCUCAUUCACCGUCUCCAAGGACCCUUCAGGCGACGUACCCAGGGGCACACGCAUCAUCCUCCACCUCAAGGAGGACCAGGUACGUAGGUGACACGACCGACCCACACACGCCACAGCGGCCGACACACGAGAGGCGUACACACGUGGGUCGUGUGUGGUCUGUCAGUCUGAGUACUUGGAGGAGCGUCGUCUGAAGGACCUGGUCAAGAAGCACAGCGAGUUCAUUGGCUUCCCCAUCGAGCUGUCUGUCGAGAAGACCACUGAGAAGGAGGUCGACGAUGAGGAGGAAGAGGAGGAGGAGAAGAAGGUACGCCACCACCACCCCCCCCACACACCCCUACCCACCCAGAGAGCCAGUGGGAUAGAUACAUGACGCCUUGUCUGUGUGUGUGGGUGUUGUGUGGUCGUGCGUGGCAUGGCAUGCAGGAUGAGGAUGAGGAGAAGAAGGAUGAGGAGGAGAAGGACGAGGAGGAGCCCAAGAUCGAGGACGAGGACGAGAAGGAAGAGAAGAAAGUCAGCCACACCCACACCGCACCCGCACCCGACCAGAACCAUAUGCGCUAACACCUGUGUGGUGUGGUGUGGUGGCCUGUGUCACGGUGUGUGCACGUGUAGGAGAAGAAAAAGAAGAAGGUCAAGGAGGUGACGAAGGAGUUUGAGCAGAUCAACAAGAACAAGCCCAUCUGGAUGCGCAAGCCAGAGGACGUCACCACCGAGGAGUACGCCUCCUUCUACAAGUCCAUCACAAACGACUGGGAGGAACACCUCAUCGUCAAACACUUCUCAGUCGAAGGUGCGUACGCCAUCACAUCACAUCGCCACACACACACUUGCGCCUCCCCCCCCAUGUGCACGUGUGUGUGCAGGUCAGUUGGAGUUCAAGGCGUUGCUGUUCGUCCCCCGCCGCGCGCCGUUCGACCUCUUCGAGACGCGCAAGAAGCGCAACAACAUCAAGCUGUACGUCAGGCGGGUCUUCAUCAUGGACGACUGCGAGGAGCUCAUCCCAGAGUGGCUCAACUUCGUCAAGGUCAGUUCAGUCACCACACACGACACAGACAGACGGACUCAUGUGGCGCACUGAUGCGUGUGUGUGUGUGUGUGCAGGGUGUGGUCGAUUCCGAGGAUCUGCCGCUGAACAUCUCUCGGGAGUCGCUGCAGCAGAACAAGAUCCUGAAGGUGAUCCGGAAGAACCUCGUCAAGAAGUGCCUGGAGAUGUUUGCCGAGCUGACCGAGAAGAAGGACGACUACAAGAAGUUCUACGAGCAGUUCUCCAAGAACCUCAAACUCGGCAUCCACGAGGACACCACCAACAGGAUCAAGGUCAGCUCAGCUGCUGCGCCACAUACACAACACAUCCACACACGUGUCUGUGUCCAUCAUACCAGCCAUGUAUGUGUGUGUGCGUGUGUGUGGUGUGUCAUCCAUCGUGCGUGCAGAUCGCUGAGUUGCUGCGCUUCCACACGAGCAAGAGCGGCGAGGAGCAGAUCAGCUUCAAGGAGUAUGUCGAUCGCAUGAAGGAGGGCCAGAAAGACAUCUUCUACAUCACCGGCGAGUCCAAGGCCGCCGUCGAGCACUCCCCCUUCCUCGAGACGCUCCGCAAGAAGGGCAUCGAGGUCAUCUACAUGGUCGACCCCAUCGACGAGUACUGCGUCCAACAACUCAAGGCAAGCUACACCUCCCAAUCAGAUACCCACACGCCACCGCACACACGUGUGUCUGUCUGUAUGUCUGACUCUCUCUCUCUCUGUGUGGCAGGAGUUUGACGGCAAGAAGCUGCGGUGCUGCACCAAGGAGGGUUUGGACCUCGAGGACGACGAGGACGAGAAGAAGAAGUUCGAGGAGCUCAAGGAGGAGUUCGAGCCGCUCUGCAAGCUCAUGAAGGAGGUCCUCCACGACAAGGUCGAGAAGGUCGUCGUCGGCCAGCGCAUCUCGGACUCGCCCUGCGUCCUCGUCACCUCCGAGUUCGGAUGGAGCGCAAACAUGGAGAGGAUCAUGAAGGCACAGGUGGGUGGGCACCCACCUGACACACCUCACGACACCCACACACAGGAAGGAGGAGAAUGCGCGCAUCGAUCGGUCUCUCUCUCUCUCUCUCUGUGUGUGUGUGUGUGUGUGAUGUGUUACAGGCGCUGCGUGACAACAGCAUGACGACGUAUAUGGUGUCGCGCAAGACGAUGGAGAUCAACCCCAAGCACAGCAUCAUGGUGGAGCUCAAGAAGAAGGCGUCGGCGGACAAGUCCGACAAGACCGUCAAGGACCUCAUCUGGCUCCUCUUCGACACCUCUCUCCUCACCUCCGGCUUCUCCCUCGAUGACCCCACCCAGUUCGCCGGCCGCAUCCACCGCAUGAUCAAACUCGGACUCUCCAUCGACGAGGACGAGGAGGCACCAGGUAUGGAUGCCAGCCAGAGAGGGGAGGGGACAGGUGCGCGUCUUCCUGCGUGCAUAUGUGUGUGUGUGUGUGUGUCGUGUGUGGUGUGUGUGUCAGCUGAGGAGGACCUGCCGCCACUGGAGGAGGUCGAGGGCGCCGAGGUGGAGGCAUCCAAGAUGGAGGAGGUCGACUAAACUCACACACAUCCGCUCUAUCCUCAUCCACUCGCUCCCACUACCCACUAGCCUAGCCUAGUCUGUUUUGCUGCGUGUCCCUCUGUGUGUGUGAGUGUGUGUCUGUGUGUGCGUGACUUGUGUUGUGUGUGUGUGGGUGUUUUGUCCAUCAAUCUGUGUGAUUUCCUUUUCGGUGUGUCGUGUGACGUGACAUACAUAAACGAUCUACACACACACGCAUUGCAUUCACACACACAUGACCUGACAUGGGGGAGAGAAGUGGACCAGCCACAUGGAUGGAUGCCGUGCUUAUGUGAGUGACACGCAUGGCAUGGCAGAGCAGAGGAGUGGUGGGUUGGGUGCCUCAGGCGCUCAGGGUUUUGGAGCCACGGACAGGCAGACUGACUGACUGACUCUUUUGCCCAUGUCAAGCUUGUGUCAAGAGACUGGCCUUGUGUCUCGUUCUGGGGCGGCCAAUGGAUCGUCCGUGUCGUGGAUGAGCUGGCAUGGAUCGACACGUUGGCGGCUGCAGGCCUAGACUGGGCCAGAGCUCUGACACAGACAUGGGACGGAGAAUACACAGACAGACAGAGCUGGAAGGAAGGUUGAAAGAAAGGUAUCUCGUGAGUCUCUCUGCGACCUGUCGGUGAUGCACCCUUCGGAUGAUCCUCGUGCUUGUACGGGGGAGGCUGUACGGGGAGCUGUUAACCCAGCUUUCCGGACUGCCUUCACCGUGGGGGGCGAAGGAGCACCCGAAAGGCACACCGACUGUCGGCGUGCAUGAACAUGUGAAUGAGCAUGGAUGGCUGGAUCCUUUAUCCUCUCACCGAUCCAGCGACUGCCUGCCUCCCACUCUCCUUGGCCUUUUUCCGUCGUGUGUGUGUGAAGGUGCGUGUGAGCGUGACCACGUGGCGGCGUGUCGGAGGACAGCCGGCCCACUGGGAGCACUGACUGCAUGGGACACUGGUGGAUUGCAAUUGGUGGAGUGUUCAUUGAACGUGCUGCAUGGCCAUGAUGGAUGUUGUCGGGUUUAAUGCGUUUUUCUUCUGAACACGUGUGUCUCGUGUGCGGUGUGAGUGUGUGUGUGGUGGGCGGACUCACGUGUGUGUAUGUGUGUGGUGUGGUGUGGUGAUGUGUGGACCGACCCUUCUGUAGAUGCUUUUGCCAUCCACACGUGAACAUCUUGAUACUUGCG
Molecule: messenger RNA, 4473 nt
Organism: Vitrella brassicaformis
Lineage: Eukaryota; Vitrellaceae
Source: the annotation of a GenBank genome assembly